Molecule: messenger RNA, 3210 nt
Organism: Phytophthora sojae
Lineage: Eukaryota; Oomycota; Peronosporomycetes; Peronosporales; Peronosporaceae
Exons: 4
Coding region: 1-3210 (1069 amino acids)
Biological process (GO): mitotic sister chromatid segregation
Cellular component (GO): condensin complex; nucleus
Source: RefSeq, a predicted model, not a curated record
AUGGCGCAGCGCAAGGUGCAGCGCCGCAAGCCUGGCAACAGCAAGCGCAAGGCCAAGGCCAAGAGCAAGAAGAGCGACGACGAGGAGGCCGACGCAGAGGAUGGGGAGGACGCCGAAGCCGCGGCGUCAGCCCAGACGCAGCCGGACAAGGCGCAGGUGGACGAGGAGGUGCGCGCGCUGCCCCGCGAGCAGCUGGACGCCUUCUACCCCGCGGCCGUGCAGCUCGUGGCCCCCAGCGAGGACGAGGAGACGGAGGCCAGCCGCCUCAAGGCGCGCGAGUGCAUCGCCGAGUUCACGGCGCUGCUGGUGGAGACCAAGGGCGCGUCUAUUGACAAGGAGGAGCUCUUUGCCGUGGCGCAGGAGCUGCACGACCAGCUGCUGAGACUCAGAGGGGAUGCGAUGCAGGUGCUGGCCACGCAGGAAGCCAUCUCGCUGCUGUGUGAAGCCUGCUGGAAGCACAACUUCUGCGGACGAGCGCACUCGCUCGUGACGCAGCUGCUGCCGUACUUGAUUGUGCGUAGUUAUGAAUCUACGCCUGCGGGGAGCUUCAACUCCAAGAAGCACCCGAUCCGAAGGUUGUUCGCGAUUAAGGACGCCUUGCCGCUGCUGGACUUUGAUGAUGAUAGCAGCGGCCUGCUGAGAGAUAUCCUGCUGCGCUGCUUCAUCCAGCCGACGUUCUUCCGGUCGCCGGAUGCGGUGCCGUUUCUGAGCUUCUUGUUCACGUUGCACGUGCCGUUUAUGGAGGAUAUCAACGAGACGAUCAGGAACCAGAUCCCGAACCAACGCAACUCGAUCCUUGUCAAGUACGGCAACAUCUACUUCAAGGCUUGGGUUGGCAGUAAGGGCGCGUUUCGAUCGAAAAUUGAAGAAGAGUGCAUUCAGCGAUACGUUCGCGACGCAGUUCACGCAGGCAGCACUUCCCUCUUCAACGCAGUUCGCACAGUGCUGCAAAUCUUCUUCGAGAACAAGCGCCACCCCGGUGUCGACGAGAUGCUUUACCGUAUUUGCAGCCCGAUCUUGUGGCGAGGCGUGAAGGCCCCCAAUGAUUCUGUCCGGCGGCAAGCGACUAUCUUGCUCUUCGACAACUUCCCGCUCCGUGACCCAGCUUUCAACAACGAAACAAUGGACCUGACACUCCAGAAACAGUUUGACACGUUCGAAGAGCUGCUGGGCGAUUCUCACCCUGCACUGCGAGUUGCAGCAAUUGAAGGCGUCUCUAAAGUUCUUUCCGUGUACUGGGAAUUGCUGCCCGCGGAGACUAUUCGGUGUUUCAUAUCAAAGCUUGUGGUGGAUCUAGUGAAUGACGUCUCAUCGAGCAGCGUCCGUGCGGCAGUAUUUGAAGGCAUCCAAUUCAUUUUGGACAACCACAACUCGCACUCAAUUCUGAAGCCGCUGCUCCCCAUGCUAGCGCCACUGAUCAAUGAUCGAAACGAGAAGGUCCGUGCUGAGUUCGGCGCUCUGUUGGUCCGAAUCAAGAGCAUUCGAAACUUGCACUUCUACGAUGUUGUUCCGGUGAAUGACCUCCUGUGCCGCAUGGUCAUGGACCGGGAUAGUCCUCUGGCACGGAAGCAGCUUGUCUCUUUGUUCUUGAACUCAUACUUCCCGCAGAGUGUGGGUGGCUCAUCGCAGGUGGCCCGAUGUCUCGCUCUGGUGAGGAAGAACCCAGAAGCUGCUAUGGUUUUCUAUGCGAACGUCGUGGAGCACGUCUCUGUCGGAUCGGUGUGCAAAUUGGCCGCUCUCCUCCUUCGUUGCUCCCUAAACUUCGUGUCUCGGCGAUUAAAGCAACCUCAAGAGUCUGAGGAGGAUGACGAAGAUGAAGAUGACGAAGACGAGGAAAGCUUUAGCGUGGUUGGCCAGGUUGUCGUGUUGGAAGUCAUCGGUAAUCUUCUCAAGAGUGUGCACGUGAAGGUGAUGGGCGACGCCCGCUACUCCGAGUGCAAGACCUUCCUGCGUGAACAGCUAAACGUCGAGUCGCUCGAAGCACUUCUUCUCGCGUACAGCGAAGACCGACCCUAUGACCAGGAGGCACUCAGUUCAAUCUGGAGGAUCAUCGGCUAUCUGGGAGACCUGUCCGAAGGUGUCUUACUGGAGCGUCUGGUGGAAAACCUUAUGAAGAUGAACGAAAACUCCAGCAGGAAGCUCCUCGAGUCGAUGGUUGACUGUAUGGUGCAGUGGGAGCAGCUUCCGUUCUUGACAUCGAAACUAGCCAAGUUCCUUGAGCAAUGGAGGAAGAACAAGUUCCGUGCUGAGGCGACCGGUACUAAGACGAAGAAAUCCAAGAAGGCCGAAGUGGCGCUGAACCCCGUCGUGGUUCUUGGCACGGUCGAGUACAUUGCUCAGCUGCCGUCUGUCAAGGAUCUUAAAACGUUGCUGCAGCCCAUAGUUGAAGUGCUGGAGUCGUGCAUGGGACCAAUUCUCGAGUUCGACGCCGACGAAGUUGAAGAAGCCUACAAAGCUAACUCGUUCGGCUUUAUCCGAUUGCUCGAAGUGUACGCGAAGGUGUCGGUCAUGGCAGAGUGCGCGCACGUGAACGAUGAAACGUCGUUGCUGGUGGAGAAGUCUGCGAAGCGCUUGAGCAAGAAGGAUGAUCUUCGUGACCUGCAGCCUUCCGAAUUUUUCACGCCUCCCAAGGCCUUGGGCUCACUUUUCGCCUGGCUUGCUCGAUUGAUGCUUGAUUUCCGCAAGGAAGUGGAGGCGACAGAGCAGACGACAAACGGAAAGAAGCGUCGACGAGGCAAGAACGCGGAUGCGGCUGACAAACUCUCGCCUCAGAAGGAGUUGCUGGGUCGCUGGCGCAACCUCUUCUCCCUCGUGUCCCUGUUGUCGGCCGAGAGCAUUGCGUUUGCUCUCGAACGUUCUCACUGGCUGCAAAACGGCCCUGCUGCAGACUUCGUCGACGCGUACGUGGACACCUUGUGCGAUACACUCCGGGACAUGGAGUUCUUCGAGCGUACUGUGUUCUACCAAGCUGGCCAGCUCCAUCAUCUGCUCGAAAGCGUCCGCGUCAAGGCAGUUAAGUCUUCGGUGGCACAAGCUGCUAACCUUGUGCCCUCUCUCGAGCACUGGAUCAGUACACUGCAGCAAGCGUUGGCGAGUGCGCACGACAAGGACAAGGACAAGUGCGACGACCUGUGGCCCGCUGUCAGCGCUUCAUUUGCUGAGCAAUUCGCAGUUUACCUCCGCCGUGGCAACUCCGCAGCAUCUGCUUGA